AUGAAAGAAGCGUCCGCCUCCCUGGCCUUUGCCAGGGCAAAGCUGGCGGCAGGCGCAUCGCACGCGGAGCUGGCCCAGUGUGUGGCUGAGGCGCAAGCCUCACUGCGGUGCAGUGGAGAGGGCUUUGUCUACCUGCUGGCUGCGGAAGCAAGCCUCGCGGUGGGCGACUCCUCCCAGGCCGCGGCGGCGGCGAAGACGGGGGCCUUCCACUUCAGGACCCAAGGCGACGAGCUGGGCCAGGCCGCAGCGCUGCGACUGCUGGCGGUGGCGCUCCUGGGCAAAGAGGCCGCGGUGCAGGCCGCGAGCCUGGCGGCGAAGAUCUCGGAGGGCGGAAGCUGCGCCGGCCUGGGCGUGCGGCUCUUGGCGGAGGCGCUGCGUCGAAACGGGCAGCUGCAGCAGGCGGCGCAGGCCGCCGAGGAGGCUGCGGAUCGCUUGGCGGCAGCCGGCAGCUGGCACCAGGCAGCGGAGGCCCUGGUGUUUGCCUCGGAGGCCCACCUGGUGCGGUGCAAGCAGCGCCAGGACACAGCCCAGCGGAGCUCGCUGGAUGCCUGGGCCGCGCGGGCCCACGCGCUGGCCGAGCAGGCGCUGGGAACGGCACGGAAAGCGGCGCUGGAUGUCCGGAGUCUGGAGGCGCGGGCGCUGCUGGCCAAGGGCGCCGCUGGCUUGCAGAGAGACCCCAAGGAUGCGCUCGGGGACCUGAAGCUGGCGCAGGACCUCUUCACGGACCUCUCCGACCGCCGAAACGUCGCAGCGGCGCUGCUUGCCCGAGCCGAGGGGCUGCGGGGCUCGGACGUCUCCAGUGCGCUGGCGCUGGUGAAACAGGCGGAGGCGCUCUUUCCCAAGGCGAAAUCUUUGCUGCCGGCGAAGGAGCCGAGAGACGCUUCCAUCGGGACAGUGGGCUACGCCAACUUGGAAGGCCUGCAGGACGUGCCUCAAUGGGAGGAGCAUAUCCAUUUCCGCUUUGCAGGUCUGCAGGGGCGGCCCGUGUCCAACGCGGUGCGCCAGUGA
Messenger RNA from Effrenium voratum, 1008 nucleotides. Lineage: Eukaryota; Dinophyceae; Suessiales; Symbiodiniaceae. The record is from the annotation of a GenBank genome assembly.